GUGUCUAUGUAUUUGUAAUUGCUGCGAAAAACCACAUAAGGAUAACUUUUGGUUUUUUUUUUUUUCAAAAAAACCAGAGGUAUUAACAUUAAGCAAAGCAAGAUGCAAAACUUCGGCCACCGGGAUUUCUUACUCUAUUUCUUGUUAAGUUACUACUUUAUUGCGUACGAUUACGGAGUCCGGGUGCUUUUGAUAUGGUUAAUUGAAAAUGCAUAUUUCAGUCUAGUUGAGUUACCCUAUAAUUAUUUGGCUUAUAGAAGAUUACUCCCGUUUCCGUACCAGACAAAUUUCAGUCAGAGAGCGACAGACUACGAGUUUGUUGUUGUUGAGAUGUUGAAACACUACUUUAAGUAUUCACAAGGGCAGCCUGCUUGGUCGGUCUUUUUCGAUGGACGGUCUUUUGAGCUAUUGAACAAAAUCAGACGGUGGAGAGAAUGCAAUGAUGGGUUGGGUGAUACCGCCAUAGAGAAUAUAUGCAUUAACCAAGGACUGAGCUGCCAUGCAACCUGGAUCUACACCAGAAGCAGGGUCAUAUCCAAGGCUCACGAUAUUUUGAUUUUCUAUAUCCAUGGUGGUAAUGGAUUUGGCGUGGGUUCCGGCCAUUUAUAUAACGAAUACUUAUCCAUUCUACUCAUAAACCUUCUAGAACAAGGGUUUAGCAAUCCAGGAAUCUUGGUACCAAUAUUCCUGAAUAAAAUUGAAAAGUAUCCUUCACAAAUCUCACAAUUAAUGAAAGACUACCAAUAUCUAUUAAAAAAGAGAAACGAAGACACCCAUAUAGUUCUAAUGUCAGAUAGUACGGGAAGUACUCUAGCCAUAUCCAUGCUUUUGAAUAUGAACCACCCUUCGAAUGGUUUCACCCAAGACCAACUAAUGACUAAACCCGAUGCUGCAAUAUUCAUUUCCCCAAUCACCAAGCUCUUCCAUUCUCCACCCACCAAUACCCCAAAUCCAAGUGACUACCUCACCCAGUCCACAAUCCAUAAAUGGGCAGCAAACUACAUCGACAAAUCCAUCAUGGGAACCCCACAAAUAUCCUUUCUAGACGCAUCAACCAUAAAAGAUUGUCAAGUCUGGCGAAAUUCCAUGCCGCAGAAAGGUGUUGUUAUCAGUUACGGAGACGAAGAAUGCAUAAAAGAAGAUAUCGAAGGCUUUAUCGAACUUCUAACCCAGUCAGGGGUCAAAUUGAAAGUCGACAAGCAAAUUGCACAAGUCCAUAACUGGAGUAUUCUUGGUUUCUAUACCGAAAGGUUAAUUGACCAUCGCGAAGCCAGUCUACAAAUAUACUCAGGCAUUCUUUCCCGUAUGUUUCUAUGGAACACACCCGCCUACGUCAACGGGGAUUCCAAAGAACCAACCAAUAUAAUCACCAUAGACGAAGAGUAUACUUGAGUCUCCCGGAGUUUUGCGCAGCCAAACGGUUCACCCCCGCCGUUUCGGCCUGUCAAAAACACCAAUAAAAAAAAAAA
Hyphopichia burtonii NRRL Y-1933 is the source of this 1469-nucleotide messenger RNA. RefSeq lists its product as uncharacterized. The transcript has a single exon. NCBI's taxonomy places the organism in Eukaryota, Fungi, Ascomycota, Pichiomycetes, Serinales, Debaryomycetaceae. The record is from RefSeq and is a predicted model, not a curated record. The coding region runs from base 103 to 1392 and encodes 429 amino acids.